Molecule: messenger RNA, 1335 nt
Organism: Diversispora eburnea
Lineage: Eukaryota; Fungi; Glomeromycota; Glomeromycetes; Diversisporales; Diversisporaceae
Source: the annotation of a GenBank genome assembly
AUGGCUACUCAAGUAUUAUACAAUAAUCAAGAAGUUAUACAUUAUAAUAAAGAGAUAAAAUCAAACGAUGUAAAUGAUACGAAUGAUGCAAAUGAUGUUUCGUCAAUAAUAUCAGAUGCAUCCUCAGAAUUUGAUCCAGUUAAAGAAAUCGCAUUUCAACUUGGUGUUGAAUUCAUCAAAUAUUCAGAAUUCGAAGAAAUUGUUCCUAUUAAAACAGAAGCCAAAGUUAUCGUGAAACGAGCAAUAUGGAAAGAACAAUCACAAAAAGUUGCAUUAAAACAAAUAAUUGGUACUAAUGAUGAAGAAAUACACAUAAAAUUAGAAAAUGAGAUAAUGCGCGCCUUACAAAACUUGGAUCAUGAUAAUUUAAUGCAACUUUAUGGUGUCACUGAAGAUAUUGAAUCCAAUAGUUGUAUGCUAGUAUUACAAUUGGCUAAAGAUGGAAAUCUACGUGAAUAUUUGGCCGCCAAUCCAGAAUUACCUUGGAUUAAUAGAUUACGAAUUGCGAGAGAUGUAUCGCACGGUUUACGACAAUUGCAUAAAGCAGGAGUAAUUCAUGGAGAUUUGCAUGCACGAAAUAUAUUCAUUAACGAUGGAAUAGCAUUCAUAAAGGCUCCACGAAUGAUUUCACAUGAUGAAUCAAAUUAUAAUAAAUCAUCUGAAUUAAUUCCUUACGUAGAUCCAAGAUUAAUAUCAAAUAAGGAUUUAAGACCAGAACGAAGCUCCGAUAUUUAUAGUUUAGGAGUCGUGUUAUGGGAAAUAUCAAGUGGACGACCACCCUUUGAAAAUCAUGAGAAUCAAGUACGACUUACUGUAUCCAUAUUAACGAAAAAAACACGUGAACAACCAUAUCCUAAUACACCAGCAGAUUACAUAAAGUUAUAUGAAGAUUGUUGGCAACAUGAUUCUGCAUUAAGGUCAACAAUUGAUGAGGAACCUUUAUCACCUCCAAGAAAAGAAGAAGUAGAAAAAGAAGAAGAAAAAAUAGAAAAAGUAGACAAAAUAGAUAAAGUAGAUAAAGUAGAAAAGGUAGAAAAGGUAGAAAAAGUAGAAAAAGUAGAAAAAGUAGAAAAAGAAGAAGAAAAUAACAAAGCAGUGAAUGGAUUCGCGCAUUUAUCAAAUGGAAAUCGUGGAAUAAAACAAAAUGGAUCAAUAACUUCGGAAACGGAUACUGAUAACACAUUAAAAAAACAAAAGCGAUCCUCAAAAAUAUUUCAAACUUUUAAGGUGGAUAUUCGAAAGACCAAAAAUAGAUUAUCAUCUGUUUGGUCAAAAAUUUCAUGUACAGGUGGUGGAUAUUUACUUCAACAAAUACAAAAAAAAAAAAAAGGUUAG